AUGUUCAACGAUCAAGACUUGGGUUUCUUCACCAACUUCCUGGGUGUCUUCAUAUUUGUUCUGGUCACUGCAUAUCACUUUGUGAUGGCCGAUCCCAAAUAUGAAGCGAACUAG
Molecule: messenger RNA, 114 nt
Organism: Brachypodium distachyon (stiff brome)
Lineage: Eukaryota; Viridiplantae; Streptophyta; Magnoliopsida; Poales; Poaceae
Product: dolichyl-diphosphooligosaccharide--protein glycosyltransferase subunit 4C
Exons: 1
Coding region: 1-114 (37 amino acids)
Source: RefSeq, a predicted model, not a curated record